This is a messenger RNA of Rhododendron vialii, 934 nucleotides long. Its product is annotated as MYB-like transcription factor ETC1. The transcript has 3 exons. Gene Ontology annotation, biological process: cell differentiation. Gene Ontology annotation, molecular function: transcription cis-regulatory region binding. The record is from RefSeq and is a predicted model, not a curated record. Bases 365 to 712 code for a protein of 115 amino acids. Gene Ontology annotation, cellular component: nucleus. NCBI's taxonomy places the organism in Eukaryota, Viridiplantae, Streptophyta, Magnoliopsida, Ericales, Ericaceae.
GACUCACAUUGUGUGCUAUGAUUGCUACAGAGUACGCUUAUGUCCGCCAAACACUCAAACAAUAACAAAGACUUGAACUCAAACAUUAAGCUUAGAAACUAGAAAUUGGUAUUCCUUGCCGACUAGGUACUAGGUGUGCUAAAUCAAAGUUCAUGUCUCGCACGCCCAAAAAGAAUCUGUCGCAACCAACAGCUUAUGCUAAAGUGAGUUCAACUACCCAUCAAAGUUGGGCUACCAAACCUCCUUGGCUGUCAACUACCAUUCCUCCCCACUUGAUUUGCUAGUUUUUCUCUCACCUCACAUUCUUCUUCCAAAAGGGUCCACACAGUCUUCUCCCCAUUGUCACUUGUAGUACUACUUAUAUAUGCUUUCUCCCACAACCAACCUCCACCAACUCUGGCCUUAUUUUUUUUCCCAUUCAAUAGUGAAACUACUUAAAAGAGUUUUCUUGAGUUUUACCCUUCUGAUCCCUACUACUAGUAUAAUGGCUGACUUUGAACACUCUUACUCUGAUGAUGCCUCUGUGGACUCUAGAGCAGAGGACACAAGUCAAGAAUCCAAGAUUGAAUUUUCCGAGGAUGAGGAAACCCUGAUCACUAGAAUGUUUAAUCUGGUUGGAGAAAGGUGGUCUCUGAUUGCUGGGAGAAUUCCUGGAAGAACUGCAGAGGAAAUUGAGAAGUACUGGACUUCAAGAUAUUCCACUAGUGCAUGAAUGAAAUGCCCGGAAAAUCUCCGGUGCAAACUCGAAAGAGCAAGAAAAUUUUGGACUUCUAGUAGUAAUAUUUUAGUUGGGUGGGAUUGGUGGUUAUGAAAUGCAUCUCUAGUUUCUGGGUUUGAAAAAAUAUGAACAAUGGUUCAACCUGCUACUAUUUGUUUGGUAUUUGGUCGUCCAUAUUCCCUUUCUGUGCAAUGAAAUCUAUUGUUAUGGCCAAAA